This is a messenger RNA of Periconia digitata, 4827 nucleotides long. NCBI's taxonomy places the organism in Eukaryota, Fungi, Ascomycota, Dothideomycetes, Pleosporales, Periconiaceae. The record is from the annotation of a GenBank genome assembly.
UCUCCAUCUAGAAUGAUGAAUGAUCAGAACGCACCAGCCGGAUCGCUGCAAAAUAUUUUCGAGGAUUUAGGGACACGGGAGCCGUUGACACCACUGGAAGCGCAAUCAGUAAUCGAGCACAUACAGAAGGAGAAAGGAUAUCUAGAUGAUGCCACGAUGCAAGACGUUCAAAAAAUGCCCGAUCGAAGUCGGCAACAAGUCAUGGGCGCGCUCGAGAAGAAACGCGAAAUGGAAGCAGCCUUCACCAAAAGCAUCUCCGAACAGCUUUACUCAUCCAAAUACCGCUUCCUUUACGAACUUGUCCAAAAUGCCGAUGAUUCGCGAUACGAACGCUGUCUUCAGGAGGGAAGAACCCCAUACCUUCGGUUCCGCAUCACACCCACAAAGUUCAUAUUCGAAACAAACGAAGAUGGCUUCACCAGGGCCAACGUCAACGCUAUCUGCGAAACCGGCAAAAGCUCUAAAAAAGCAUCAGCGCUUGAUCAACAGAUUGGCGAGAAAGGCUUUGGUUUCAAAUCGGUAUUCAGUGUCGCAAAGAAGGUGCGUGUACAGUCGGGAGUAUGGAGCUUUGCGUUCAAACACAAGCAAGGUGACGAUGGCCUCGGAAUGGUCACCCCCCUCGAAAUGCACCAUGAAUAUUUACCCGAGAAUGUUACCACACGGAUAACCCUCAUGCUCUCAAAAGUGGAUAGAAAAGAGCGCGACCGUCUUGAAAAAGCUGUCUCGAGUAUGCCUGAUACUACCAUCUUCUUCCUGCAGCAUUUGGAAAUGUUCGAGGUUAUCGUAAGAGAUUCUAGUUCGCUGGAAACGAGAACAGUGAUCACUAAGUCAUGCAUUUCGCACGGGAAGAUACGGCUCAUACGAACAACCGAGAGUCCCGGCGUGGACGGCAUCGAAAGUACAGAUGAGAGUACUUAUGCUGUGUUCGAUCACGUAGUGGCAGACAUGCCCAAAGACGAGCGUCGAGAAGGGAGAGCGAGUGUCAAGGUGGAGCUGGCGUUUCCACUCGACGCCAAUGACCAACCAAAGCUGUCACCACUCGGAAAGCAUGUUUUUGCUUAUCUUCCUUUGCAACGCAUACCACAAUUACAGUUUCUGAUUCAAUCCGAUUUCAUUGCGUCAGCAAGUCGCGAGACCGUCAUAGAUUGCGCUUGGAAUGAUACAAUUGUAAAGGGAACGGCUCAGUUAUUUGUCCAAGCAAUUCGUACUUUCGCUGUGGCGGGCCAUGCACUUCUAUACUCGUGGCUGGAUUUUCUUCCUGCGCAACCUAUGGAAGGCCUAUGGAAGGAUUUCUACUCGCAUAUCACAAGCAUUCUACAGGAACUUCCUGUCCUUCAAACCUGGGAGAAACGACUAUUCAAAUCUCCAAAGAAUUUGCGCAGGCUGCCGUCUUGGUUUGUCCACGACGGCCAACCUCUAUUUCGGGACCUGGAAAAUGAGAUUUAUCUGGCCCCUGAGUACAAGUGGCGACACCGCGUGCUUCUAGAGGACCUAGGCACAACAAUUCUCAGAGCUAGUGGUGCUAUCGAUAGGGUCUCGCAGGACCUUGUGGCCAUUGAUUCUUACAUCCGCACCGGCUCAACAUCAGAAGCUUGGCAUGAAGCGUGCGCAGAGUUUUUGAUGUCAGCACUUAACAAAUACACAGAAGAGGGAUUUCUUCGACGAAUCAAGCGACUCGCUAUUAUUCCUGUGGGUGAUGGAUGGACCGGAGCCCCUGGAUUUAGCCCGGGAGGUCUCAGCGACUUAUAUUUCCCGCAGACUGGCAAUGUCGAUAUUCCGGACGAUAUUGGUCUCAUGCUCGUGGAACACAAAGCCGCGUCUAAUGCUGUUCGCAGGCAAUUGUUUCAGAAGUUGGGUGUGAAGGAUUGCCCCAAAGAUACAGUUCUGGCGAAGAUAGAAGCAACUCAACGAAAUCUCGGCUCGAGCUUCAUCAAUUAUCCUUCUCACUCUAAGUAUUUAUUUCACUAUCAUUCUGAGCCAGAAUCGCUGACUAGGUGGAUGUGGGUACCUGAUACUGAUUACCUGCGGGCCGCGGAUUCGACCAUACCAUUUUUCAUGCCGGGGGGUGACGAAUUCGAUACCGAGCAACUCCUGCCGCGAAAUUGCUUUACCCAGGACGAUGCGGUGGCUCUGUUGAUCAGCCCUGAUUACACGAAUCUUGUCCCUGAUACCAUCCGACCACAAAACCUGUCCUGGAAGCAAUGGCUACAGCGUGUCACAGGGGCUCGAUACCAUCCUGCUCUUCUAAAAUCGAGUGCACGCGAUGAAGACGGGAGUAGACAGUUAUCCCCAGUGUUUGAGGCGGUUCUGGAACACAACCCUGGAAAGUUCGUGGGUUUGUUGAAAGCGCAUUGGGACGAGUACAAGUCACAGAUACCAUCCGUUAAAUGGCAGCUCAUAGAAUGCAAGGUCCCUUGUAUGUCUGGUCGGUUAGUACCACUUGGCGGUACCUAUAUCCCUACGAUCAACAUCCAAUCGAGAUUACGCGACCUGCAAGCAGAGAAUGGCUUUCCCCUGCUAAAACUACCAGCACCCAUUGACGAGUCAAAUCAAGACGGAUGGGAAUUUUUGAAGACUUUGAAAGUAGGCUACAACAUAGACAGAAACUUUUACGAAAUUGUCCUUCGACAACUAGCGGAGACCAACAAUACGACCACAGAGUGUGUUACAGACGUGUAUAACAGCAUAGCCGAACUAUCUACACUGAGUGAUAAGUUUGAACUCAGAAAAUUCUUCAAUGAAUUCGACUCAAUUUGGGUAGAGAGCGACUGGGUCAUGCCAUUCGAGUGCGUUUGGAACGGACCUGACUUUCUCACUGUCGUACAUCCUUUAGAACAUCUUUACGGUGAUCAAGAAGACGUCCCUAACCUUUUCAAAGUGCUUCUUGGAAUACGUGACUGGAACUUGGAGGAUGUUUUUGAGGAGCUAGAUGAUCAAAGAAUAUCAUCCUGGAAAAGGAAUAUUACUAACACAACCGAAGUUUACCGAUGGUUGGAAGACAAUAUUCAUGCUGAGGCACAGUGGGAAGUAAUUAGGGAAGCAUUCCAAAGUCGACCCCUCAUAAUGGGUGUCGAUGAAACUUGGCACACCAUCGAGACAUGUCUGUGGAACAGUCCGUUUUCGCUCUCAGGAUACGAAGAUCUAGGAACUUCAUAUCCCACUCUCAAGACUUUCUUCAUCAACCAUCUCAAAGUGAAGAGCGCUACACCAGCUAUGCUCAUAAGAGACCUCUGCGCGCUGACUAAAGACGCACAAUCUCAACCUCAAAUCAUUCCGGAUAUUCGUGAACGGCUGAUACAGAUCGGGGAUAUCUUAGCCAAAUUCAAAAUUGAUGAACCCAUAGUGAGUGCUCUCGACAAACUGCGGGAGACCAAAUUUCUGCCUAGGCGUACGAAUAGUGGCGAAUUGGAACUCCUCAGUGCCGGCGACGAAUUUUUUAUACUUGAUCACGAGCGGUACGGAAUCGCCUUUGCCGACAAGUCUAUUCUGUUGGACUUUGGGUUGCACGAAGUGCAGAUUCUCGAUACUGUUUUUCAACAUAUGAGAUUGACGUCGCGCUAUCUUUCGGUAGCCGUCAAUGAGUCAUCCACGGUGGGAGAGGUUCAUAUAGAAAGUGCAAACCUUACGCAUUUGUUACGAAGCAAAGCCUAUUGGCUUUACUGCUGUGCGGCUAAGUACAAGAGUACUCGAGCGCUUCAUGGAGACAUCGCUCUGUUUGAUCAACUGUCGCAAGUACGCAUCUACCAAACCGAUGAAAUUUCUACGAACUUGAUUCUCGCAUGUGGUGAAACUCAGCUGUCCAUACAAAGCGAUCGGCCAGCACUUCAUCAUGAAGUAGUCGAGGGAAGCUUGAAGAUUUUUGUCCCAGAUAGCCAGCGACAGCUGGAGUCCUGCUUCAGGCUGCAGGUGCCCAAGUUUCUUGCUACCUUCUUCGGCGUUUCUUCAGAAGCAGCACUCGCCAUAUCAGAGAUACUCCGAGCAAAAAUUUGGAGUGUGAAUGAUGUCCUGAUAGAACUGGACAUACCGAAUGUGUCUUGGAUCCAACAGCCCGAGGUAACAGACCCUCCGGAAGCGGAGACUCCGCUCGCGAGUGAAGUUGAGGAGACGACAGAAGUUUUCUCGACAAGCGCACGAUCUGCUCAUAACAGAGCCAACCGAUCCAGCCCCGAAACAAACCUUUUUCAUAAUGAAUUACCAGAUUUGAGCUUCCCAGAUGUAGAAGAUGGUCGUACUGGCACAUACGAUGGUCGGAGCCUGACUACCCAAGCGUAUCAUCGGCGCAUCGGCGCUCUCGGAGAACUCCAUGUUGUCCAGACCCUCGAUUCACUGUACCUUCCUGGCUUCACCCGCGAUGAAAACUGGCAAAGCACCCUUCGCGGUGAGGUGCGCGACCAGCCUGGAUGCGCUGAUCUGCAUAACUGGAAUGGAGUUGAGACUGCCGACAUUGUAUACACCGAUCGAGAUGGUAUCUUAACACAAUGGUUGGACAGUCAUUGUACAGGAGGGCUACCUUCAGCCCUGCAACUGGAUCGCGAUUUUGCUCUCCUCCCUAUCAAAUAUUACCUUGAAGUCAAGACCACGCCUGGCGCCUGUGAGACUCGGUUCUUUCUUAGUAGCAAGCAGUACAAGAUGAUGGAGGACCUUGCCGUACCAGAAGUGGGUACACCCUUGUCAAGCACCUUCGACGAGGUUUUCGUCAUCUUGAGGGUCUACUAUGUAUCAACCUCAAAUGUUGGCACGACUGUUUUUGUUGAUCCGUAUCGACUACGCAAUUCGCAUCUUCAAUUUGAUUUCGAUACAGUCCAUGGAACAGUUCAGAACUGCUAG